CUACAGCCAGUAAGUAUAUUCAGGCCUGCUGCAGCCGUGUGUGCGCCGCAGGCGAGCAAGCGAACGAGUGAGCAAGAGCGUCGUGCUGUUGAACAAGGUUGGGUUGGAGUUUGCGGUGAAUUUUGUGGUGGGGCGUGUGAGGGGAAUUUGUCAGGAUGCCGAAGAAUAAGGGAAAGGGAGGAAAGAACCGGAAGAGAGGAAAGAACGAGGCGGAGGACGAGAAGCGGGAGCUGGUGUUCAAGGAGGACGGGCAAGAGUAUGCGCAGGUACUGAGGAUGCUCGGCAACGGGCGGUGCGAGGCGCUGUGCAUCGAUGGAACGAAGCGGCUGUGCCACAUACGCGGGAAGAUGCACAAAAAGGUGUGGAUUGCGUCGGGGGAUAUUAUUUUGGUAGGUCUGAGAGAUUACCAGGACGACAAGGCGGACGUGAUUCUUAAGUACCAGCCGGACGAGGCCAGGCUUCUGAAAGCGUAUAGCGAGCUGCCCGAGAACGUGCGUCUGAACGAGGGUAUUGCCGGCGGCAUGGAUGACGAGGAGGGUGGCGGCGACGACGAUUAUGUGGAAUUCGAGGACGAAGACAUCGACAAGAUUUGAGGGAACGAUUAUUAGUGGUCUUGUGUGUCUGGGCGUGUGCAGUGGAACGCGUGGGACGGAGGCGGAAACCCUAAAUAUUUUUGUCUUUCUUAGUAGCCAUAGAGAUGAAGCCCUUGUGGCCAAGUCGGCGAGAUUCCCAGUCUGCGAAGAGGCCGAAUGAGAGCGCAAAUGAUUUGAUGCUCAUGAAGUUUCUGUGAGGAUUCAGUGGAGUUUUCUAUGUUGGGCUUGACCUGGUUGGGAUUGCGGUGUAAAGACCUUCACCGGUUCUCCUUGAUACGGCAAUUGAAAAAUUCAAUGUGCGUGCAUUCUGUA
Messenger RNA from Physcomitrium patens, 905 nucleotides. Its product is annotated as eukaryotic translation initiation factor 1A. Gene Ontology annotation, biological process: translational initiation. NCBI's taxonomy places the organism in Eukaryota, Viridiplantae, Streptophyta, Bryopsida, Funariales, Funariaceae. Gene Ontology annotation, molecular function: RNA binding; translation initiation factor activity. The record is from RefSeq and is a predicted model, not a curated record.